AUGGACUUUAGCCCCACAUCUAAUGGGUGCACCAAGGGCAUCAGAUGUACCGCUGAUAUUAAUGGGCAGUGUCCUAACCAACUGAGGGCUCAAGGGGGCUGCAACAACCCUUGCACUGUGUUCAGGACUGAUCAAUAUUGCUGCAAUUCUGGGAGCUGUGGCCCAACAGACUUGUCUAGGUUUUUUAAGGAUCGGUGCCCGAGUGCUUAUAGCUACCUGAAGGAUGAUCCAACGAGCACAUUUACAUGCCCUGGCGGGACCAACUAUAGGGUUGUGUUCUGCCCAUGA
Molecule: messenger RNA, 288 nt
Organism: Prunus armeniaca (apricot)
Lineage: Eukaryota; Viridiplantae; Streptophyta; Magnoliopsida; Rosales; Rosaceae
Source: the annotation of a GenBank genome assembly